GUUUAAUAAGCAAGGAUCUGUUGGACCUGAAUGGAAAUUAUCCAAAGCCCCAUCUUCUCCUCCCCUAUACAGCUUCCCUUCUUCCAGUAGGCAGUCUAAACAAUCCCUUCAAAACAGGGAGGAGGAAAGUGAAAUAAGAAAACGCUUGAAUUUUCAUCUUUCUUCAGGAGGCUUAAAAAGGAAGGCCGACCUAUUUGACCUUCCAACCAUCUCUAAGAAAGUGAAAACUGGAGAGAGGGAUUCAGCUUCCUCUACAGAGCAAUUAAUUUCAACCAGUUCAAGUCCAACCAAUCCAACCUAGACAAUCAACAUUGUUCAUGGAUAGGAUGUUAAGUGAAAAUUCAUGCAGAUUUUCUCGAGUCUAAGUACACAGUACAGAAUAAUAUUGUACAGUGUUCUGUGUACCACUGUAUACAGCAUAAACAAGCAGUGACAAAUACACAUAAAAACAGAUAAAGAUAAAUGUAUAGUUAGUGAAACUUAGUAUAAAAAAGGUGUUAAAAGCAUAAUACAAAAUAUUCAUAAAUGUUUUUUUAAAUGAGUAAAAUUAUUAAAUUCAGCCAAAAAAAAGAGUUUGUUUAUAAAGAAGUCUAAAUUGUUAUCGGUACUGUUCUAGAAGUUAUUCUUCAAAAGGAUCUCAGUCCAAAAUAUUAUUUUGCUAAAUUUAUAUUUUUAAAAAAUUGAUUUUUCCGGCCCAAAUUGAUAGCUUUCCGGAGAUGUUUUAUUAUUGUAAAUGUAGAAUGGAAAAGUACAAUGUAAGUACAGUGUACAGAUGGCAAAAUUGUUCAUCCUUUAAACGUCAGUAAUAAACUAUUUUAUAGUA
Molecule: messenger RNA, 823 nt
Organism: Eurytemora carolleeae
Lineage: Eukaryota; Metazoa; Arthropoda; Copepoda; Calanoida; Temoridae
Product: protein tipE
Biological process (GO): regulation of sodium ion transport
Molecular function (GO): sodium channel regulator activity
Source: RefSeq, a predicted model, not a curated record